GCAAGCAGCAACUCCUUUACGGCAAACGGCACGGAGCGUUGCAGAAAAUACCACUGACGACAGGAUAUUUGAUUUUCUGUGCGUUUUAAGGAACCGAAGAUGAUCGAGGUGGUCUGCAACGAUCGUCUGGGCAAGAAAGUCCGGGUCAAGUGCAACUCUGAGGAUACCAUCGGAGAUCUGAAGAAGCUCAUUGCUGCCCAGACAGGAACACGGCACGACAAGAUUGUUUUAAAGAAAUGGUAUACCAUAUUCAAGGAUCACGUGUCUCUGGGCGACUAUGAAAUUCAUGAUGGGAUGAACCUGGAGCUGUACUACCAGUAGACCGAAGACCACACGACAAUGCUACACGCACCACAGACGCACACAGAGACACACAGACACACACACAGAUGUGACUAGAUGGAAUCUGUUGCAGGAAACCAUCAUGAUCAGAACAACAGAAGAGAAUCUACAUUGCAGAAAAACACACAUUGCAUUGAUGAGUUUUAGCUUUUAAUUUUUGCCGAUAAAUUUGUAUGUUUGAUGUUUUGAAAAUAAUUUUGUUUUGAUAUUUUGGAAGUAAAGCUGAUAUUUACCUA
Molecule: messenger RNA, 578 nt
Organism: Limanda limanda (common dab)
Lineage: Eukaryota; Metazoa; Chordata; Actinopteri; Pleuronectiformes; Pleuronectidae
Gene: ubl5
Product: ubiquitin like 5
Exons: 5
Coding region: 100-321 (73 amino acids)
Biological process (GO): mRNA splicing, via spliceosome; protein modification process
Cellular component (GO): cytoplasm; nucleus
Molecular function (GO): protein binding; protein tag activity
Source: RefSeq, a predicted model, not a curated record